Fusarium venenatum is the source of this 2070-nucleotide messenger RNA. RefSeq names its product mitochondrial small ribosomal subunit Rsm22-domain-containing protein. Gene Ontology annotation, cellular component: mitochondrial small ribosomal subunit. Gene Ontology annotation, molecular function: structural constituent of ribosome; methyltransferase activity. Lineage: Eukaryota; Fungi; Ascomycota; Sordariomycetes; Hypocreales; Nectriaceae. The record is from RefSeq and is a predicted model, not a curated record. Gene Ontology annotation, biological process: translation.
AUGGAACAGACUCCACGGCCAGAUAACGAGGGGACUCUCUUGCGAGAGCUCGAUGAUGGCGAGUUUGAAGAAAUUACCUACGAGAUCCCACCCAGUGAGAAUGUGGGGGAGGAGGGCGAGACAGUACCAGAAGCCGACCUGGCAGAUCCCGGAAUGGAACAAUUAGCACACCAGGCCCCAGGUUAUGUCGAUUUGGUUGCUAGGAGCCAGAGAGAGUACGAUGCGUUGCAAAAGCUUUCAGAGGACUACAAGAUUACACAAAAGGAGCAGAAAGAGGCUGAAGAUAAGGCCGCCGCUGAGGAGGAGCUCGCUAUGGAGCAAUUGGAGGAGGAACAACCAUACUGGCCGGAGGAAUACGAGCGAGGCGAGCGACCAACCGGCGAAGCUGGCCGUUUUCAUCCAUUGUCCAUUGAGGGUCGCUUCUACGACAGCCCUGUCGAAAUUUCUUUGCCAAAAGAUGAGCUGAUCAUGCCCAUUCGUGACCUUUUGCAGCGAACGCAUAUUGAUCAUGUCAAGAGCGCUGCUGAGAGUGCCUUUGGUGGCGCCGGCCUUCCUUUGUCCCCCGCGACACCCGAAGCCAAGAGGAAUGGAAAUAUGCAUGGCGUUGGUCUUCCAGCAGACCAGCGACACAUGACUGAGAUUGAGGGCGAUGCUUUUCUUGCGGGAUUCUUGCCACCGGCCUAUGCCUCCGUCAUGGCCACUCUCAGAGAAGUCCGCAAGCGAGUCGGAAGCGACUGGCUCCAGACCAAGCUCAAGAAUGGCAGUGGCAUUAGUGUCCUCGAUGCAGGAUCUGGUGGUGCGGGAUUGGUCGCCUGGGACCAGAUUGUUCGAGCAGAAUGGGAAUUGUUGAAGGAGAAGGGCGAAGUGAAGGGAAACAAGAUACCAGGCAAACGUACAGUCAUUAUUGGCUCUGAUCGUCUACGUCACCGCACCAAGACGUUCCUUGAGAACACAACUUUCCUUCCCAGACUUCCUGAUUAUGAACACUCGGGAGAAAUGAAGGGCGAACGUCUGGAUGCUGGAGACAAACCACAAGCCCGAAAGAGCUACGAUGUUAUUGUCGCCUCGCAUCUUUUCCUCAAGGAAGAACAGGAUCACUACCGACAAGCCGUCCUCAACAACCUUUGGAACCUGUUGAACAAGGAUGGUGGUAUCUUGAUUGUUCUCGAGAAGGCUCACCCUCGCGGAUUCGAGGCCGUGGCUCACGUUCGUGACACAGUCCUGAAGCAGUUCCUUCUUCCCCAGUCCGGAGAGCCCGAGCUUCUCCCCGAAGACUUCAACCCUGCUUAUGAUCGCGAAAAGGAACUCGGAUAUGUCGUCGCUCCUUGUACCAACCAGGGUCUAUGCCCCAUGUAUCAGACACCCGGCAAGAGCGUUGGCCGUAAGGAUUACUGUCAUUUCAGCCAGCGAUUCGUUCGUCCUAUGUUCUACACUCAAAUGCUUGGAAACAGCUCCAACAACCAGGGUGAGGUUGAGUUUAGUUACGUCGCUAUCAGACGAGGUGUUUCCAAGGAGAAGUCUAUGACCGGAAAGGAAGCGACAAACCAGGCCUUUGAGGGACACGAAAACUCAGAUGAAAAGCCCGCCAUGCAGAGUCUUCCACGAGUGAUUAUGCCUCCUCUGAAGCGAAAGGGGCAUGUCACACUUGACCUGUGCACGCCAGAGGGUAGGCUUGAGCGAUGGACGGUCCCUAAGAGUUUUAGCAAGCUAGCAUACCACGAUGCUCGUAAGUCACGAUGGGGUGACCUUUGGGCUCUGGGUGCCAAGACACGAGUGCAGCGAACCGUCCGCGCUGGCAAGGGUCUUGAUGACGGUGGCAAGCGUGCCGGACAGGGCAAGAAGCCCAGAAAGGUCGAGAUUGUCAUGGGUCCUGGUGGCAUCAGUGCCAGCGAGAAGAAUGCUCCUCGCGAGCGUCGUAGCAGGAACAAGCUGGACAAGAGGGGUCGUCUUCUCCAAGAGAUUAUGGAGGCGGAGGAAGAGGAGGAGAGAAUGAUCUCCAAGCAAAUGGACGAGGAAGUCGAAGCCGAGCUGGAGGAUGAAGCUGAGGUUGAGAGAAGACGCCGACGUUGA